AUCUCGAGCGGUGAGGAGGCUGGGUGGCUCCCUGAAUACCUAUUCCGUGAUUCACAUCCACUACAUGGAUCCACCUUUACCUCAUGAAAAACCAUCAAUUAAUCCACAUAAAUUGUUAUUCAUGUUAUACUUCGCUCAGAUAAGUAAUCAUGGCAAUCUCAGUCUUGGAAAUAUCCCCUAGUGGAAAUAAUAAAAUGUUAUUAUGUUAUCCCCAACGGAGCAAUGCUACAUCUACAAAAGAUUACUUUUUUUUUUCAAACAAGCUAAUGUGAAGAAUUAUGAUUGGUAGUAACUAAUAAGGGAAUGGAGGAGCCCACCCUAGUUAGAUUCAGAGAAAAAGAGGAUUAGUUUGGAGAGUUAAGUAGGAGUAAAAUGUUUAUAAGUUUAUCUCCAAAAGGCUCCUCUCACUCCUCUCCCAGCGUUUUGCUUCUCCCGAGUUGUGGCCGCCUCUCCUCCCCGCUCAGUCCACCUGAUUUCUCUCGCCUCCACCACUCCUCCGCCUCUCCCCUCCCGAUCUGCGGUUGGUCAAGGAUACCAACGACUCGCCAGUCUGUUUCCGCUGAGGAAAGAUGUUGUGGAGGCUGAGGAUGUGGUGCGCCCCCGUUCUGAGGAUGUGAGGGAGCCACUGUACCGCCGGGCGCCGCCCUCGCAGGUGAUCCCGUCCACGAGCACCCAUCCCUCCUCUGAAAUCGGCACCCAGCGGCCGAGCCACAGCGGACGACGAGACGGACUGACGCGGUUGCCGAUGUGCCCUUCGUGUCGUUCAACUAGGCGCGCCUCCUCGGCAGACCGGAACAUACAUGGCCGCGCGCGUGUGGCCUUCGCUGCCGCCAGCCUCCUCUUGUUCGAGUCCAUGCCAUAAACCUCCUGUCUCCACCCCACCGAGGCCGGCCCUCGUGCUGCACACAGGCGGCGUCUCGUAGGUACACACGCGGCCUCUGUUUCUCUAUGCGAUGGUCUGCGGUGGUGGAUGUUGGCGAUGGUGUGGUGUCCCCAGUGAGAUACUGUUGGCGGCCUACUCUACUCUCCUGAGAAGAUACUCGAUGGUGGACUGCAGCAGCAAAUGAACAAAGUCGACGGGUAAUGUAUAUUUCAUCUAAGUCAUGUAUGUACCAGGUUUUAUAUUCUUGUGUGUUCACACUUCACAUUAGUUGCUAUCUUGCCUUGCACUUGACUUAAUCAUACGAGGUUGCAUAUUCUUUUAAGUUUUUAUUCCAUUAUUUGGACGCAUUAUGAUUUGAAUCCAAUAUACGUUGUAGAUUUUGUUUUGUCCAUUAAGACUGAAAAAACACCCAUAUGGACGAUCACUACAUAUUUUAGUCUGGCAGGACAGUAUGGGAGAGUAAUCACAAACAAGUUGUCAUUGCGAAGGUUGAUAUUUUGAGAUGUUUAGGUUCUCUUUCGUUGGAAAUCACAUCAAGAUAAAUAUCAGUGUAUAUUAUCUUCAGUUUGAUGUGUAUAGAUUGCUGCUUCCCGCUGAUUAUCAAUAAACGAACAUCUAAUUUAGAGACAGAUUUGGACCUUCCUCUGGCCUGAUGGUGAACUACACCAAGAGUGUUGCUGCCGUGCUAAAUGGCGCCGCCGCUACGGUGUCUGCUGCACCAUCUCGCUAAAGCUUGGGCCGAGUGUGGCAUCCUGCUUUCUUCUACCCCAUCGCGUGCAAAAGUAACAACAACCAUAGCUGUCCCAUAACCAUACCCUUUACCGCCCCAUCAACUCACUAGUUGUGUCCCUCUUCGCCAGACCAACGUCGAUGAGUAGGUGUUUAUGUUGUGGCCCAUGCAGCACAUGAAAGUCAUGUCACACUUAUCCGACAUUGUUACAACUCGGCAGACUGGUGGAGCUGGGGAGACUUUGGUCCCGUAAAAUAUAGCAAUGACAGGGCUCCGACGAGCCAGCGAUGGCAAUGUAGGUGCUCCCACUUUUGGUUGUAAUGUUUUUUUUUCAAUGUUGCAUAUGUUGUGUUUAAAAAGUUGCGAGCUCGUGUACGUUUGAUUGCAAGAUACCUGUGACAUGUCACAAUGAUUUUGGGCAUCUGCUGCAUUUUUUGUGUUUAUGUUGAAAUUUUGAUUUCACAUUUUUUUUAGCUUGAUUUCAUAUUGUUGCAGAUUUUGGCUUCUAUGCGGAAAAUGUCGGGGUGAUUUCUCUUACUUAUUUGUUGCAACCAAUGGAGAUCUAUUGCAUAUAAUAUUUCUGCAUGGAUGUGUCUGAGAUGUCGCAACUUUUUUCGUACACAAGAAGAAUGUUGCAAUGUUGUUGCAUACGUAGAAAUAAAAUAUUGCGGAUGGAUAUUUGCUCUCAUAGCGAUGAAUGUACACACACGAGAAGCAACAUUUUAAGUUGAAUUGGAGGGUGGGGAGCAGCCGAUCAGGUACACCCCCUGCCUGACCGACGUUUAGCGUCUCCCUCAUAAGAGUUAACCUCCUUGAUAUCCCAUCUUGGGAAUUUUAUGACAUACAAGAAAAAGUCAGGAAAAACGAUUGAGGGUUAGAUAGAGGCGACAACUUCAAAAGAAGAGGUGUUCAGCUACUGUAAAGAAGACAGCUUCAAAAGAAGAGUCUUUCGCCCCAGCAAGCACGUUGACAAGUUCAAAGUCAAGUGGAAACCACAAAGAGGCGUUAAGCCUAGAACAGGGCCCACUCGUCAAUGACUUGAUCACUGCAUUUGCCCCGGCUCGAUCGGGUGUUGACGCAUGGCGCCGUGCAAGUUGUAAACUUAUUAAGUAUGACGACGUGGUGCUGCUCAUUAGCCAGCUAAUGCAUGGAACCGCACCUGGCGUUAAAACAUACUCAUCGUGCUCAAUCCAUGCAUUAGCUUCUUGCACGUCGACGGCGAGAACAAUGGCGGCAAUGCGGUGGUUGCCAUUUCUCUGCCUCGCGGUUGCUGCCGCUGGCAGCAUGCUACAUCAAGCUCGUGCCCAGGCUGACAGCAAAGGUUUCAUAAGCAUAGACUGCGGAUAUGCGGGGGAGAUGUACAUAGAAAGCGAUACUAGGCAACAGCUGCAGUUCGCCCCGGAUGUCGGCUUCACCACUGCUGGCUCCAACCACGACAUCUCCGUCGAGUACAUGAGCACGGUGGCCUUUAAGCUAUUCAAGACGGUGCGCAGCUUCCCCGAUGGUAAGCGUAACUGCUACAAGAUCCGGUCCCUGGUGCCCGGGCUCAAGUACCUCAUCCGCGCGUGGUUCUUGUAUGGCAACUACGACGGCCUUAACACAACACCCAUCUUUGACCUCUACAUCGGCGCCAACUUCUGGACGACCAUGAACAUGUCACGGGCGGCACCGGACCAGUUUUUAUUCGCGGAGGCCAUGGUGGUCGUGCCGAACGACUACGUGCAUGUCUGCCUGGUGAACACCGGCGCCGGGACGCCGUUCAUCACGGGGCUGGAGCUCAGGCCGCUUAAGAGCAUGCUCUAUCCAGAUGCGAGCGCGAAGCAGGGCCUGAACCUGCACAGCAGGUUUGACCUCGGCACAGGGAGCAAAACACGUGUGAUAAGAUACCCUGAUGACCCACAUGACCGAAUAUGGAGACCAGUGGAUACCACAGCGGAAUACCCCAGCAUCACAACGUUUAGAAGGGUGCAGAACCCAAACGAUGACCCUUUCCAGGUGCCAACGGAGGUAAUGGACUCAGCGAUUACUGCCCGGAACGCCUCCGCGCUCAUAGAGAUCAUCAUGCACCCUCAGCCUGAGCCCAACAAUCCAUCGCCCGGGUACAUCGCUAUCCUGCACAUCGCGGAGCUGCGCAUUCUCAGAGGCAACGCCGUGCGCCAGUUCUACGUCAACCUCAACGGCAAGCAAUGGUCCUCAGAUGCUAUCACACCGAAAUACCUCUCCAGUGGUGCCAUCUACGGUCCCAUUGUUCCCGACCAACAAGGCACCAUUAGCAUCUCCCUCGAACCCACCGCCGGCUCGACGCUGCUGCCGAUUCUCAAUGCCUUCGAGAUCUUCUCCAUCAUGCCCACCACUAAGGUCGACACCGAGUCCGAGGAUGGUACACCCUCGCCCACUCCCAUCACUAACGCCGGGUCCAAGGAUGGGGCAACCACUCCAGUCACUAACUCCAGCUCCGAGUCCCAGGGCGUUUGCAUUGGUGGCAGUUCAUGCAAGAAGAGCAAUAAGCUAGUCCUCUACAUAGCCGUCCCUAUAGCUGGGUUUGUGGUGGUAGUAUCGGCGGCAGUACUAAUCUUUUGCUUGCUAAGACGGAAGAAGCAAGGAUCAAGAUGAACUCUGUAAAACUGCAACGUCAAAUGAGCAGCACUACGGUUGGGGUGAGAAGGAUUUCAAGAGGAUUCCAACAAUGACCGCUUGUCCUACUGUACGACGAACACUUAUUCGUUCCACGUGAUACUGUCAUUUCUUCGCCUUUGUACUGAUGUGUGUUGUUGAGUAUUUCAAGUAUUGUAAGUUUUCUAAGGAAAUACGUACCUCUCCUCCAACCAGGUUAUUGAAGAAUUUUAAGUGCAAAUGUACAGUCAUUCAGACUUUUAAUGUGUUUUUUAAAUAUUGAGAUGUUUUAUUUUCUUUA
Molecule: messenger RNA, 4527 nt
Organism: Aegilops tauschii subsp. strangulata
Lineage: Eukaryota; Viridiplantae; Streptophyta; Magnoliopsida; Poales; Poaceae
Product: putative leucine-rich repeat receptor-like protein kinase At2g19210
Source: RefSeq, a predicted model, not a curated record